AUGGCGAUAGAAGCUUCGAGUGGUGAUGGUGGCAACGACUGGUGGCCACUGCCGGUGCCGAUAGUGUUGCCAAAUCAUAGUGGGAUCAGUGAAGAAGAAAUCUCAGUCAUAGGAAUGAUUUUUGAUUCAUUGCAUUUGGCACAGGAGUUUUAUGCAAAUUAUGCAAAGAAAGUGGGGUUCGUAACUAAAGUCAGGAACACAAACUUUGACAAGACACGGAAGAAAUCAAAGAUACCCGUUAAUCAAUUUCUUCACUGCACUCGAGAGGGUUAUCAGGAAUCUCGGGUUAAGGCAGCAACUAGGGAAAACAGAAUAACAGCCACGAUAUGCAGAACAAGGAUGUAUGUCAUGCUGGAUAGGGAGAAGGAAUGUUGGGUUGUGUCUAGGUUAAAAUUGAGGCAUUCUUACCCCUAUUCGGCUAAGAAAGAUGUCCACUAUCAUGAAUAUAGGGAGUUGACCAUGCAUGCUAAGUGCAUCAUUACGGAUAACGAUGAGGCUGGCAUAAGACCCAACAAGACGUAUCUAGUACUGGCAAACGAGGUUGACUUCAAGGGGGUGAUGAAUUAUUUCGUUCGAAUGAAAGAGAUCAAUUCCAACUUCUUUUAUGCCAUAGAUGUUGACGAUGCUAAUAAAUUUAGGAGCGGACUCUGGGUAGAUGCAAGGUGCAGGGCUUUGUAUGAAUGUUACAGAGAUGUGGUGUUGUUCGACACCACUUACAAAAGAAACAAGCAUGGUAUACCGUUUGCAUCCUUUGUCGGUUUAAACCACCAUGAGAAGUCUACUCUUCUUGGCUGUGCUUUACUUGGGAGCGAGGAGAUCCCUAGUUUUGAGUGGGUGUUCACGCAGUGGGUGAGAUGCAUCGGGACUACACCAAGGGAGAUCAUCACUGACCAGUGCAAGGUGAUGACUGGUGCUAUUAGAAAGGUCCUACCUGAUACUGUCCACCGAUGA
This is a messenger RNA of Arachis duranensis, 951 nucleotides long. RefSeq names its product protein FAR-RED IMPAIRED RESPONSE 1-like. Lineage: Eukaryota; Viridiplantae; Streptophyta; Magnoliopsida; Fabales; Fabaceae. The record is from RefSeq and is a predicted model, not a curated record. Gene Ontology annotation, biological process: regulation of DNA-templated transcription. Bases 1 to 951 code for a protein of 316 amino acids. The transcript has 4 exons.